Molecule: messenger RNA, 859 nt
Organism: Durio zibethinus
Lineage: Eukaryota; Viridiplantae; Streptophyta; Magnoliopsida; Malvales; Malvaceae
Product: translationally-controlled tumor protein homolog
Cellular component (GO): cytoplasm
Molecular function (GO): calcium ion binding
Source: RefSeq, a predicted model, not a curated record
CACUCUUCUUAAAAGCCCUCUUUCGCUCUCUCUCGUCGUAGCCCUUUGCGUCUCUCUCUUAAAUACCCGGAAAAGUCUUAGCUAUUCGCUUCAAUUUCUCAAAGAGAGAGACUGCAAUCAUGUUGGUUUACCAGGAUCUCCUUUCAGGCGAUGAGCUUCUUUCUGAUUCAUUCCCUUACAAGGAAAUUGAGAAUGGAAUGCUGUGGGAAGUUGAGGGAAAGUGGGUUGUGCAAGGAGCUGUUGAUGUUGACAUUGGUGCUAAUCCUUCUGCUGAAGGUGCGGAUGAGGAUGAGGGUGUUGAUGACCAAGCUGUGAAGGUUGUUGACAUCGUCGACACCUUUAGGCUUCAGGAGCAACCUGCUUUUGACAAGAAGCAGUUUGUCGCAUUCAUAAAGAAGUUUAUCAAGAAUUUGACACCCACGUUGGAUGCAGAGAAGGCUGAAAACUUUAAGAAACACAUUGAGGGUGCAACCAAGUUUUUGCUUUCAAAGCUCAAGGACCUUCAAUUUUUCGUUGGAGAGAGCAUGCAUGAUGAUGGCUGUUUGGUGUUUGCUUACUACAAAGAAGGUGCUGUUGACCCAACAUUUUUGUACUUUGCCUAUGCAUUGAAGGAGGUCAAAUGCUGAGUUUGAAGUAGAAGUGCUUGCUAUAGUUCUAGUCUUUGUUAUUGCUUUGCCUUGUUUUCUAUCUCUUGUACUGGUAAAGACUAAAGGGCUCAUGGCUGCUGCUCUUUUGUUUUAAUUGUUGUUUCUUUGUCAUGGAAUGUUUUUAAUUUUAUGGGGUGACUAAAAUAACUUAAAUCAAUGUUCUAUUUAUCCUUAAUUUAAUUGGUGUGGUUGUUGGAUUGAUUUUUGGACAA